CAAACACGAAGUAACACUAUAAAUAAGAAAAUUUAGUCGUAUUUCAUCACAAGUAAGCGGAAAAAAUGUUACAAACUAGGAUGAUGUCCUCGAGGAAGAGGAUCAGAAACCCAGCGGGCAUGAUCCAGCCCAACUGUUGUAGCCCGAAGAGAGCUGCAAGAACUGCCCUCCCGGUCACAAGGCCAAAGCCGCGAGUUGUCAGAGAAACCAAACCCAAACGCACGGUAAAGGCAAAGCUGCUUUUUCUGCUAAGAGCAGCGCUUCUUGUCGCGACCACACCGGCAUCGUCUAUGGGCUUCUCAUCUUUCACCCGAAGGGAAACUAUUUCGGAGCUGACCCCUCGGACUUCUGUGGAGCACGAGCGCGUGGAUGUUUUAUUCUUCAAGGAGGGCGAGCAACCACCGGAGAACAAGUACGGCCGGGGCCCCGAUACGGGCACGUAUCAUGGCUACGAAUACGGCGAUAUUUGUGUUCCCGCUUCCGAUUGGACUGCGCCCGGUAUUGGUAUACAGCGCAUGCAAGAGCUUCGUCGGGCACCAGGAGCGAGCUCUACGUGCAGUACCGAGACGAGGCAGUAUGAAGAUGAUCGUUGUGGACCAGCACGAGGAGAAGUUGUGCCUCGUCAGGCGGGUGCAGCUAGUACUAUGUUCAACGAUGAUGAUGCUCAACCUCUUACCGUUCCGGUACUGACGUUGAGCGGUAGGAAAAUAGACGCGGUACAGUUCCGGCCCGGUCACACUUUGACGGAGGAGGAUUUACGCCAACUAGGAAAGGCGGUCGCGUGCCCAAAAGGCCACGCGGUUCAACUCGCAGUGCUUCCUUAUGGAAAUAGCAAAGAGCAGGCUCGGGGGGAAGGUGAAGGAGAUGCAGGAGAAAAACCUCGCAAACGUUUUCUGGGUCGUACGCAGCAAGAUCAUGAUGACCAGUUCGUAGCUUCUUGUCCUGCAGCACACCAGCAUUCCUUGGUGCAGGAGCCACCUUUGUCUUUGACCUUCUUAUCUUCCGGGACCCGCCGCACCGAGGCGACGUCCAUUCUCUGGAAAGACACGGAGCGUCGAGAUGAGCCCUCAGAGGCCGCCCAUGAUCCUGAAUUGGCUGCGGUUUCCCGCUGUCCGUGCUGUUGCUGCCUGAGCGAACGCAUCAGCCACGAAACGCAGAGUGAUCCUUACGCUAGACCUAGACCACCCUCGAUGUCCUCUGGGUCUCCGCCUUGGGCGGGUGGAAUCGGUUUGAGCGCAGAUGUUGAGCAAGGUCAUUCCGAGGCGCGCUCUUCUUCAUCUUCAUCUGAACAAGCUAGAAGUAGAACUGGUAGUUGUAUUAGUACCAAGAGACCAACAGCACAGGCUGCACAGGAACGCAGUCUGCGCCAUCGACUUCAACAACAUCCCUCGCGGGCAUCACUAGAUCGCCCGCGACGACGCAAAACCAGACCAGUCUUCAUUUGUUGCCGCGAGAGCACCACGGAAACGGCAGGAGAAGGCGACGCAGGUAGCGGGCGAGCGAAUGAUGAUAGUGGUCCUGCUCCUCGAGGUGAAGCAGCUUCGAUGCCAACUUCUUGCCGAGCAAUCGAGCAGUCCCAGCUGAUCUUGAGAGUGGGCGACAAGAUUCCUCACCCAGUAUUUGCAGGCAACGUCUGGGCGGAAGAGCAAGGCCGAGCUGCCAGAUGUGCGUCUGAGAUGAGAGCUAGAUCGCUCCUUGCGAGUCUGCGAGGACAACACUUAUUCGGAGAUGUCGAAAGAGAUGCGGAGUCGCGUCCUCUGUACACGACGAGUCUUCAGCCACUUUCCUUUCCGGCGGUGUCAACGCAGCAGCAGCCUGCUCCUUCCUCGGUUCAGCUGCCAGCCCUGCAGCUUGUGAUAACGAAGUACGAAAGCAUUUUUGAUAAGGUCUACCGUGUGCUUUUCCAGAGCUCAGCCCUUCUCCCGCACUAUGCGCUGGUCGAUGACGCGAUUCACCAGUUGUCCUUUGGGUAUGAUAGCACGAGCACAGGAGCGCCGGCGCACGUCGACCGGAAGGAGGAAAUCGCGAAGUUUCUGGUGAAAAACCUGGUCGAACUCGACGCCAAUUUCGACUUUUCCCUCCCACUGGAUUCCCGCAACGGGUCGCUGAAGGGAAUCAUGGACCUCGACCUCUCUGAGACUGUAAAGCUGGAAGACGCCCGGUUGGUGCAGACGAAGACGACGAGGAGGGCGCGUCGGAGCAAGCGAUUUCUGGAGAUCGAAGACUUACUGCCCUAUGAGCGCGACUACGGGCAAUUCGCCCCCGGGCAGAGCUCCGUUUCCCGGGAAUCUGCGCUGUUGUUCAAUUGGCGGUCGCCGGAUGUAUCGAAUGCGGAUGGAAGAAGCAGCAUUAGUGACGGUCUUGAAGAAGUGGAGCAAGACUUCUUACGCGAGCAGCAGCACACGCAAGAUGACAUGCAUGUUGACAGCAUCAACAGCAACCCGAAUAGUGCAGACGCGGAAGAGCGACUCGCUACAGCAGCCGAAGGAACGGACAUCGUGCGACCCAUCACGUCGCUCUGGUCGCAGUACUUGAUACCAGAGACAGUGUUCAUCGUGGCGCACACGCGGGAGCAGCCUGAUGCUGGCGGUGAUGAGGGCGAUAUGUCUAGUGCUGCGAGAAUGAAAAUGCAAGAGCGGCGUAAUUCGUCCUGGAGCUGCAUGACGGGGCUACUUAAUGAAGACGAAACGACCGAUCAUGGCCCGCCCGAUACUCAUUUCGCGGACAGUGGGCCGUCGCUGUCCGCUUGCGCCUCGUGUCCGCGUGCAGGCAGAUGCAGAACCUCGGACGCUCAACAUCCUGCAGAUCCAAAAAAUCAUCAGGAAAGUUCCACUAGCAGUACCAAAGACAGAGCAAAAAUUCCUGGCCUGUCGCGGGACAUUUUGGACCAUUUAGAUCUCGAAUAUGUGUCGUUUCAAGCGCAACCGGAAAUCGGCUGGGUCCAGUUCUUCGCAAGUUUUGUCAGCUCCGCUAAAAGUCGUGGUAAGGCUGCUGGAAUAGUAGAGAGGGAUCUUGCCGUGACAGGCAAAGCUCCCGCGGUUGCCGAUGCCAGGAGACCACACGGGGGUGCGGGUGCUGCUGCAGAGAGGAUUUUUCCCGGUGCUAUUGCAAAGCUCCCGCGCAGUUCGGCUUAUGCAGGUCUUCCUCUUCCCGAGGAGAGUCCCCGCGUCACCAUUCGCUUGCAGUGGGAGGAUAUGCACUGCAAAAUACUAUCGCUAUCGUACUGCUGCAAAUUGGAUAUGAUCGAUAUCAUACUUAACUAUAUGAAAACUUUCAUCCAAUUCCAAGAAGAAAAAUGCAGUUUGCCAUUGUCAUAAUGGAUGAGGUAGAAACUUAGAUUUGUCAUGCAUGACUGCACUACGCUUACGUUACGCGUGCGAUAGAUACUUUUGCAAAGCAUAGAGGAACCCGACACGACGACGCAAUUUCCGUACCCCGAGCCCGACCAGUGGUGCGCACCUCUGGAGUUUGAGCUGCUGAUUUCGGUGCAACGCCAUGACGGGGUACGAGAAACGUUCGGAAUCGAAACCGCUCCGGUGCAGCAUACAAUGAUAACAAGAAGUAACGAGUAAAAUAUGGAAGUAGAACAACCAAGGUGACUAGGACUUGGACUACAGCAGGAGGAGGAGUGACAGGCACGGAAAGGACGUCAGUGGUGUCGCGCAAAAGCAGCAAAUCUGUGUCUGUGAAACUUUCCUUACAACCCGUGGACUCAUCAUAAAAUAAUGAAUAUCAUCAUGAACAUCACUGAUAAAGUAGAAGCGCGCCGAUUUGUUCGUGGCUAUGAAUACAUCUCAAGAAAAAGCAUACGCUUUUUCAUCCCGGACAAGCGUUGUACUCAUCGGAUAUAUAAAUGUACCCAACAGACAAGUCAUCUUCAGUGUAGCACCUGUAGCUUGAGGCCCACCAGGGCGUUCCGGGUGUUUUCGAUUUUAUUUUGCCUGCGCAAACGAUAUGACGCCGAAUGAAAUUUUGAUUCUUAUGACUGCAAAAGUUAAAAGUGAAAGAGCGGCCGCGGCGAUCUGCGUGUACAUAAAUUUAUAUGUUGAAUGCAAUCUUGGCUCAUCACAUAGACACCUCCCAGUGUCCGUCGAAGAUACCAACCCUGAAAUGAAAAUCAACGAAAGUAUUGAAAUUCAAGAUACAUCCAAUAGAAUUACCAGGUCCAGCCACGAACGUAUAUGAUAUUCGUAUUGACGCACGACCGCUCCUGCUGGUGCCAACGAAGGUUGUACCUGCGCAUAGUAGUCGUAGCUUUAAUUUUUUCGUCGCGACAAGGGUUAAAGCCUUAGGACCACCAGCGCUCUGACCGAUACAAUUGCCAAGAAGAGCGCCGAAAUAAACCCAAAAAACAGAAAUUAUGAACAAGAGUGGGGUAACAAUGAAAUCCCUAUCCGCCCCCCCGGCGGAUAAGCCGGGGGGGCGGAUAAGGAUUUCAUUGUUACCCCACUCUAACGAAAAACCUUUAUCCGUGUUGUACUCGUAGAAACAAUGUCCCUGCUCUGCUACCUUCAGUUUUGUGGCCCACAGCUGUCAGAAACACAACUUUGCUUGUUAGCACUGGGGCCCGACAUGAUGUCGAAGUCCUGACACUGACAAUCAGAGUCAUGAGACGAGGUCGCGAAUAAA
Messenger RNA from Amoebophrya sp. A120, 4629 nucleotides. The record is from the annotation of a GenBank genome assembly. Lineage: Eukaryota; Dinophyceae; Syndiniales; Amoebophryaceae.